This is a messenger RNA of Pseudophryne corroboree (corroboree frog), 5019 nucleotides long. RefSeq names its product zinc finger protein 271-like. Gene Ontology annotation, molecular function: DNA-binding transcription factor activity, RNA polymerase II-specific; RNA polymerase II cis-regulatory region sequence-specific DNA binding. Bases 191 to 3133 code for a protein of 980 amino acids. Lineage: Eukaryota; Metazoa; Chordata; Amphibia; Anura; Myobatrachidae. Gene Ontology annotation, biological process: regulation of transcription by RNA polymerase II. The record is from RefSeq and is a predicted model, not a curated record. Gene Ontology annotation, cellular component: nucleus. The transcript is spliced from 3 exons.
AGGAGCAGAGAGCAGCCAUUGCUGUGUCUGGCAGCAGGUAGAACGUCUGUCUGAUAUUAAAACAGAAGACAUAGAAGAAGAAGAAGUGACUGAUAUAAAGGUAGAAGAUAUAGAGGGAGAUGAAGAGACGUAUGUGACUGAUAUAAAGGCAAUAGAUACAGAGGGAAAAGAAGAGACGUAUGUGACUGAUAUGAAGGCAGAAGAUAUAGAGGGAGAAGAAGAGACGUAUGUGACUGUUAUUAAGGCAGAAGAUAUAGAGGGAGAAGAAGAGACGUAUGUGACUGUUAUAAAGGCAGAAGAUAUAGAGGAAGAAGACGAGACGUAUGUGACUGAUAUAAAGGCAGAAGAUACAGAGGGAGAAGAAGAGACGUAUGUGACUGAUAUAAAGGCAGAAGAUACAGAGGGAGAAGAAGAGACGUAUGUGAGAGGUGAUCAGCAGUGUAAGGAGGAGGAGAUCCCUACAGAUAUCAGCACAGAUGGACACACAAGCAGGAAUAUCCCAGAAGGACAUCUAAUGUUAUCCCCGGAUUGUGACAUAAAAGAUAAUGACAGUAGACCGGAUUCUCCAGGAGAUAACCCCAUUACCCCAAUGAUACAUCCAGCUCUAUCAGCUGGUCCUUCUGAUCCUGGGAAGUGUUCUCCUGAUCACUCUGAUAUUGGUGCAUCUGUUACAGCUCUGACAGUAGAUACAGUGUUUCCGUGUUUUAUAGAUGCCAAAUGUUUUACACAGAACACAAAGCCUAUUAACCCACACACAGGUAAGGUAGGUGAAAGGCCAUUUCCAUGUUCUGAGUGUGGGAAAUGUUUUACAUACAAAUCACAUCUUGUUAUACAUCAGAGAAGUCACACAGGUGAGAGGCCACUGACAUGUUCUGAGUGUGGGAAAUGUUUUGCACGGAAAUCACAUCUUGUUAUGCAUCAGAGAAGUCACACAGGUGAGAAGCCGUUUCCAUGUUCUGAGUGUGGGAAAUGUUUUACACGCAAAUCAGAUCUUGUUAAACAUCAGCAAAGUCACACAGGUGAGAAGCCGUUUCCAUGUUCUGAGUGUGGGAAAUGUUUUGCACACAAACUAUAUCUUGUUAGACAUCAGAGGAGACACACAGGUGUGAAGCCAUUUUCUUGCUCUGAGUGUGGGAAAUGUUUUACACAGAAAUCACAACUUGUUACACAUCAGCAAAUUCACACAGGUGAGAAUCUGUUUUCUUGCUCUGAGUGUACGAAAUGUUUUACACGGAAAUCAGAUCUUAUUACACAUCAGCGAAGUCACACUGGUGAGCAGCCAUUUCCAUGUUCUGAGUGUGGGAAAUGUUUUGCAGACAAAUCAAAUCUUACUAAACAUGAAAGAAGUCACACAGGUGAGAAGACAUUUUCAUGCUCCGAGUGUGGGAAAUGUUUUACACGGAAAUCACAUCUUGUUACACAUCAGCAAAGUCACACAGGUGAGAAGCCAUUUCCAUGUUCUGAGUGUGGGAAAUGUUUUGCACACAAACCAGAUCUUGUUAGACAUCAGAGAAAUCACACAGGUGAGAAGCAAUUUUCUUGCUCUGAGUGUGGGAAAUGUUGUUUAAGUAAAUCACAUCUUGUUACACAUCAGAGAAGUCACACAGGUGUGAAGCCAUUUUCUUGCUCUGAGUGUGGGAAAUGUUUUACACAGAAAUCACAACUUUUUACACAUCAGCGAAGUCACACAGGUGUGAAGCCAUUUUCUUGCUGUGAGUGUGGGAAAUGUUUUACACGGAAAUCAAAUCUGGUUAGACAUAACAGAAGUCACACAGGUGAGAAGCCAUUUUCUUGCUCUGAGUGUGGGAAAUGUUUUACACAGAAAUCACAUCUUGUUAUACAUCAGAGGAGUCACACAGGUGAGAAUCUGUUUUCUUGCUCUGAGUGUACGAAAUGUUUUACACGGAAAUCAGAUCUUAUUACACAUCAGCGAAGUCACACUGGUGAGAAGCCAUUUCCAUGUUCUGAGUGUGGGAAAUGUUUUGCAGACAAAUCAAAUCUUACUAAACAUGAAAGAAGUCACACAGGUGAGAAGACAUUUUCAUGCUCCGAGUGUGGGAAAUGUUUUACACGGAAAUCACAUCUUGUUACACAUCAGCAAAGUCACACAGGUGAGAAGCCAUUUCCAUGUUCUGAGUGUGGGAAAUGUUUUGCACACAAACCAGAUCUUGUUAGACAUCAGCAAAGUCACACAGGUGAGAAGCAAUUUUCUUGCUCUGAGUGUGGGAAAUGUUGUUUAAGUAAAUCAGAUCUUGUUAGACAUCAGAGAAGUCACACAGGUGAGAAGCCAUUUUCUUGCUCUGAGUGUGGGAAAUGUUUUGCAUGGAAAUCAGAUCUUGUUAAACAUCAGAGAGGUCACACAGGUGAGAGGCCAUUUCCAUGUUCUGAGUGUGGGAAAUGUUUUGCACGGAAAUCAGUUCUUAUACAUCAGAGAGGUCACACAGGUGAGAAGCCAUUUCCAUGUUCUGAGUGUGGGAAAUGUUUUGCACGGAAAUCAGUUCUUGUUAUACAUCAGAGAAGUCACACAGGUGAGAAGCCAUUUCCAUGUUUUGAGUGUGGGAAAUGUUUUGCACGGAAAUCAGUUCUUGUUAUACAUCAGAGAAGUCACACAAGUGAGAAGCCAUUUCCAUGUUCUGAGUGCGGGAAAUGUUUUGCACACAAAUCAGAUCUGGUUAGACAUAACAGAAGUCACACAGGUGUGAAUACAUUUUCUUGCUCUGAGUGCGGGAAAUGUUUUGCACACAAAUCAGAUCUGGUUAGACAUAACAGAAGUCACACAGGUGAGAAGCCAUUUUCUUGCUCUGAGUGUGGGAAAUGUUUUGCAUGGAAAUCAGAUCUUGUUAAACAUCAGAGAAGUCACACAGGUGAGAAGCAAUUUUCUUGCUCUGAGUGUGGGAAAUGUUGUUUAAGUAAAUCAGAUCUUGUUAGACAUCAGAGAAGUCAUACAGUUGAGAGGCCAUUUCCAUGUUCUGAGUGUGGGAAAUGUUUUGCACGGAAAUCAGUUCUUGUUAUACAUCAGAGAAGUCACAAAGGUGUGAAGCCAUUUUCUUGCUCUGAGUGCGGGAAAUGUUUUACACAGAAAUCACAUCUUGUUACACAUCAGCGAAGUCACACAGGCAUUUCCAUACUCUGAGAAAUAAGCUUUUGUUGCACACAAUAGACCACUCAGGUGAGAAACCAUUUUAAUCUUCUUGAGUAUACUUAUCAUUGCCAUGUAAUGUUCCUCAAGAUUCUGUCCUAUCUCUUAUGCUUUUUGCAAUAUACAUGCAACAGGUCCUUCUGAUAGAAGCUCACCAACAAAGGGCAGGGCUACAGCUCAGCUUUGCAAACCAAACAGACUUAAGCUUGGGGGUUCAGAGUAACAAAAUGCUGAUCAUGUGCGGAAUCUUGGGGGUAAAUUUACUAAGAUGUGAGUUCUAUUUAAGAUGGGAUGUUGCCAAUAGCAACCAAUCAGAUUUCAGGUAUUAUCUUCUAUAAGGUGCUAGAUAAAUGAGAAGUAGAAUCUGAUUGGUUGCCAUGGGCAACAUCCCAUCUUAAAUAGAACUCCCAUCUUAGUAAAUUUCCCCCUUGGUGUCCUGGAUGGUGGAGUGAUACUUCAACUGUUUGAAAAGUCAGGUGUUUGUUUUUUCCUAUCUACUAGACCGGAAAAAACACCCCCAACCAACUUUUCAAACAGUUGACUUCCACGCUUAGACAUCAAAUAUCAGCCACAAUCAGAUCCUCAUCUGAGGAACAUAGCCAGACUCCAGCACUUAUUUCCCUCAGAAGAUCUACCUACAGUCAUACAUGUAUUUGUAUCAUCACACAUAGACUACUGCAAUGUCCUCUACCUGGGUCUCCCAGCAAAAGAAUUGCACAGCUUGUACAGAAUGCAGCAGCCAGGCUGUUACCUAACCAGCCCGUUCCUGCCACAUAACACCCAUUCUCUGCUCCAUUCACCGGCUGCCUGUAAGAUGGUGACUCUAUUACAUAAUCUUACUGACUCUCCCAGCCCUACAUGACCAGGGUCCAAGGUACCAGAAGCAGCGCCCUGUUCGGUUCCAUCUGCAGAUGAAGGACUGUAACUAGCAGUAUCAAUUCCCCAAGCAGUGCUGAGAUGUCGGGUAGGCGGCACCUUUGCAUUAGUGGGGGCUGCUGGAGCAGUGUCUACAUAGGUAAUAUUGUCUCCAAGCAGCGCUGAGGUGUCAGGGGAGACAGGGCGGAUGGCUGCAGUGCGGUACCAGGGGCUGCUGGAGGCAGUGUCUAUGUGGGUAAUCAUGUCCCAAAAAAGAGCUAAGGUGUCAGGGAGACAGCGGGUGGCAGUAGUGGAAGGAGACAGGGUGGUGGCAGUAGAGGGGUAGACAGGGCAAGUGACCGUAGUGGGGGGAUACAGGGCGGUGGCAGUAGUGUGAGAAGAUGGGGUAGUGGGAGGAGACAGGGCAGGUGGUAGUAGUGGGGGAGACGGCAGUAGUGGGAGGAGACGGCGAGUGGCAGUAGUGAGGGGGAGACAGGGCGGGUGGCCGCAGUGCAGUUACAUUGGCUGCUGGAGGCAGUAAAGAGGUGUAUGGGUCCCGCACAGAAUCUGAUAAUUAGACUUUUAAUGAUUAUGCUUCCUUAUUUCUAAUGAAUCCCUUGUAUGUGUUACUGUUAUUUGCUGUGUCAGCCUUUAUGUGUGUUCUGUGUAAUAAUCCUGAAAGUAGUGCUGCUACCGAUCUCAUAUCAUUUGUAGUAACUUGGAAAAGAUGAGAUAUGAGGUGCACUCUGGAAGCUUAUAGGGGGUAAUCAGAGAUGAACGCAGAUGUGACAUCAUGCAGCCCCUGAAAAAUGGUCCUAGCCCACCCACGUUAACCCCUCAGGGAUGUGACCGCAAUGUGCGCAUGUAUAUAUUACCACCACCAGCAAACUGUUGCGAGACGCUAUUGCGGCUGGUUCUGAAUGACCCCCAUAGGCUGUUGUGCAGAGUAAAGUAUUUUUUAAGUUUAAAAUAUAGAGAAAAAUCUGUGUAUUAAAAAUAUGAAAUAAAGUUGUUUAAAAACAAAA